Naumovozyma dairenensis CBS 421 is the source of this 2613-nucleotide messenger RNA. It is a transcript of the gene UBP10, whose product is annotated as ubiquitin-specific protease UBP10. NCBI's taxonomy places the organism in Eukaryota, Fungi, Ascomycota, Saccharomycetes, Saccharomycetales, Saccharomycetaceae. The record is from RefSeq and is a predicted model, not a curated record. The transcript has a single exon. Gene Ontology annotation, cellular component: cytosol; nucleus. Gene Ontology annotation, molecular function: cysteine-type endopeptidase activity; cysteine-type deubiquitinase activity. The coding region runs from base 1 to 2613 and encodes 870 amino acids.
AUGAACUCUCGAGAAACACUGAAACCUUUAGUAGAUAGAAUAUUGAAUAAUCCAUUACAAUUCAAGGAAGCAUCCUUUGCCUCAACCUCAAACUUUAAAAAUAAUAAUAAUACUGAGAAGGCAUCAUAUAUAAUGAUCGGUACAAAAAAAAAUCAUACAAAUACAAGUAUCGAUACUUCUAAAAAGAACAAAGGCAAUACAAAUACAAGCAAGAGUGGAAACAAUAAUAAAAAAUUGAAGGAACAAGUAAAACCAAAAUCAAUGGCAGAAGCAUUACAUUUAUAUACCACAUCCUCAUCUACAUCUACAUCAGCAUCAGCAUCCGACCUUACAACUUCAUUACCUGACUCUAAAAGAAGUACAGUAACCUUCAAUGACACUGCAUCAGAAGAUGAUUCAGAUAACGCUUAUAAUGAUUCCAGUAGUAGUAGUAGUAGUAGUAAUAGCGAUGCUCCACACUCCAUAUCUAAAGUUAUCCAAACUAAUACUGCUAAUAAUACUGAUAAUAAUGUAUCCAAUGAGUCAUCACCUCCGGACUCCAAAGAUGAAGUAUACUAUGAAGCUAAAGAAUACCCUACUAAAAUUGACCAGUUAGCUUCAGAAAUUUCUUCAGAAUUAUCAGCUCAAGAAAAUUCAAGCAAUGAAGAAGAAGAAGAAGAUUUAGGUAUCCCAAUUGAUAUCAAUUUCAAUAGUAAUGAUGAUGAUGGAUCAUCCUCAAUGAAGAAGACUCUAGAUCUAAACGUUCAAAUUUCUUCAUCCUCAUCUCCUGCUUCUUUACCGGCUUCUACUAUUGUCUCAACAUCAUCAUCACCUUCUCAAUCUGAGUCCCCUGACAAUUCCACUUCUGAUAAUGACAAUGAUGAUGAUGCUGAUGAUGAUUCUGUUGAUCAAGAUUUUAAAAUUGGCGAAAAUACUAAAGCUUCCAUCGACGAAAAUGAUAGUGAUGAUGACGACGAUAGUGAAGAUCUCGAAAUAGAUUCAAUAUCUGAUUCUGAAAAGAUUCAAUUACAAGAAGAAAAUGAACAAUACAUGAACUCUAUUCAAGAUAAAAAACAGAACAAUAUUCUUGAAGAAUCCAGAGUCGAAGAUGAAGAUGAAGAUGAAGAUGACAGUGACGAAGAAGAUGGACACACUUUAAGGCAUAAAACUCCAUCAUCUAAAAAAUCAUUAUCUACACCUCCAUCAGAAAAAGAAUGUAAAUCCACUCCAGCAACAAAUUUACAAGAUUUCUAUCAAUUCAAUGAAAUAAUCACUGAUGAAGGUUCAAUAAUUCCAUCAAAUAUAAUUAAAAAUUGGGGCCCUGUAUUUGCCAAUUUGAGACCAAAAGGUCUCAUAAAUCAUGGUGUCACCUGUUAUACAAAUGCCGCUGUUCAAGCCAUGGUACAUAUCCCUGCAGUUCAACAUUAUUUAUUCGACAUAUUACGUGGGAAAUAUAAAAAUAUAGACCCAAACUCAGUAUCAUACACAUUAGCUGAAACAACUAGGAGAAUGUGGUUAUCAAAUAAAAAGGGUAAUAAAAAAGUCAUUGCAUACUAUAAUCCAAAUGAAUUGAUAGAAAGAUUGGAUGACAUUAAUUGGUCAAUGAAUCCAUACAAUCAGGAAGAUUCUCAUGAAUAUUUCAUGUCACUAAUGUCAAAAUUACAAGAAAAUUCUGUCCCUAUUGGCCGUAAUAUGACUGAAUCAAUCAUUUAUGAUAUAUUCGGUGGACUCUUAGAGCAAACUGUCACUUGUAAAUCUUGUGGUGGAGUAUCUAAGACAGAACAAGAAUUCUAUGAUUUAUCAUUAGAUCUUAAUGGUAAGAGGAAUAAUCCAGCGAAAGAUGUACAACAAUCACAAGAACAAGUGCAAAGUGAUCAUCAUCAUUCUGAUGAUGGUAAUGAUGCUGAAGAAGACAGCGACAAUGGCAUUGCCGAGAAUGGAAAAAAUGUACAACAACCAAAUGCUAUUAUUCCACGCUCACAAUCACCACAAGAAAUUAUUCCAAAACAAACAAAAGCAAGAAAAUACACCAUCGAGAAAGCUAUCCGUGAUUUCUUCAAUCCAGAAUUAUUAAAAGUGGAUAAAAAUGACAAAGGGUACGUUUGUGAAAAAUGUAACAAGACAACAAACGCAAUUAAACGUAGUACUAUCUUGAGAGCACCAGAAACAUUAGUUGUUCAUUUGAAGAAAUUUAGAUUCAACGGUAGUACUUCAUCCAAAAUGAAACAAGCUGUAUCAUAUCCAAUGUAUUUGGAUAUCACUGAAUAUUGUGAAUCAUCCAAAAAGGUUCUACCUGCUAAAUAUCAAUUAUUAAGUGUGGUGGUUCAUGAAGGACGUUCUUUAUCUUCAGGUCAUUAUAUUGCUCAUUGUAGACAACCUGAUGGGACUUGGGCUACUUAUGAUGAUGAAUUAAUAAAUAAAAUUUCAGAAUUAAAGUUAUUGACUGAGCCAAACGCUUAUUAUUUGGUAUAUACAAGAUUAACACCAAGGGCUAUACCAUUGAAAGAUUCUUUACCGAAAAAUAAAGUCAUUGAUAUUCCAUUAAAGAAAAAAAUACGAACAAUGAAAAUAAUGGGAAGAACACCAAUAAUAAUAAUAAUAAUAAUAAUAAUAAUACUAGAAAGAAAUUUUUAG